AUGGCUGAUGGUCCCAACUCUCAGGACCCUGUGGCUCCUGGUCCAAAUAACUCCCUUGUAAAUCUCAACAAAGCACCAGGGCCUGAAUCUCAAGAAUCUGUGUCUUCAAGUGAUCAUUCCCUGCCUGUUUCACUUGUAAAAGCACAAAAUGAGGAAAAUCAGUAUCACAAUUGGAGUUAUGCAUACCAUGAGGACCUACAAAACCUUCUCAGUCUGAUUGCACAGAAAUCAGAAUUACCAGUCAGUGAUGCUCACAACAAGGAAUCUGCAGAGGAAGACCUUUCAGAAAUUUUAGACUUUUCAGAGGAAGAAAUUUCAGCUAUUUUAGAUAAAGGGCUUCUUGAGCUACUUGAUUACUCUUCCAUAUAG
This is a messenger RNA of Puccinia graminis f. sp. tritici CRL 75-36-700-3, 369 nucleotides long. RefSeq lists its product as uncharacterized. Lineage: Eukaryota; Fungi; Basidiomycota; Pucciniomycetes; Pucciniales; Pucciniaceae. The coding region runs from base 1 to 369 and encodes 122 amino acids. The transcript has 2 exons. The record is from RefSeq and is a predicted model, not a curated record.